Gastrolobium bilobum is the source of this 704-nucleotide messenger RNA. RefSeq lists its product as uncharacterized. NCBI's taxonomy places the organism in Eukaryota, Viridiplantae, Streptophyta, Magnoliopsida, Fabales, Fabaceae. The coding region runs from base 1 to 477 and encodes 158 amino acids. The record is from RefSeq and is a predicted model, not a curated record. The transcript is spliced from 6 exons.
AUGGACAAGGACUACAACAAAAAGAAAGUUGGAGGAGGUUCUUCUUCUUCCUCAUCACCCACCAAUUUUGAUCAUCUUUUUGGUCCCAAGGACCCCUCCACCACUUCUUCUUCCUCCACCAGCAUCUUUGGCUCCAUGUUCCCCCCUCCAUCCACUGUUGGAGGGAGAGAUUCAACAAGGCAAGACAUGGGAGGCAAAAAUUAUGGAGCACCAGGCAAUUACAGUAACAAAGGUGAAAGCAGUGGUGGCAUCUCUAACAAGAAUACUAGCACCAAUUAUCAGAAUGAGACAGUGGAACCCAGCUACUAUAGUUCAUCAAUCUAUUAUGGGGGUCAAGAAAAUUAUUCCCCAAGAACCAGGACCACUGAAUCCCACCAUAGUUUCAAGAAAGAUAAGGAUGAUGAUGAUGAUCCAAAUGGUAACGAUUCAAACAGUGCUUCAAGAGGGAACUGGUGGCAAGGCUCCCUUUAUUAUUAACACCACUCUGCCACAAUAUGCAAACUCACCAUUCUGUAGACCAGGAUGAUGAUCGACCACGUACGUUGUACCAUACAGUAGUACUCUACUCUAAUUACCUCUAUCGAAAUAAGACAUAGUAGCGCAUAUAUACUACGUACGACUCUAGUACUCUUUUGGGAACAUGUGUUGGGUACUUUUUGUCUCAGCCUCUUCACACAUAAGAAAACCCUCAGAAGUAGCUUGGU